Messenger RNA from Parascedosporium putredinis, 1464 nucleotides. The record is from the annotation of a GenBank genome assembly. Lineage: Eukaryota; Fungi; Ascomycota; Sordariomycetes; Microascales; Microascaceae.
AUGGAAGCCGCCGGCCUCGUGGUCGGCGUGGCCGGGCUGGCAGGCAUAUUCACCGCGUGCGUCGACUGCUAUCGACUCGUGCGCCGCGGAGCCUCCUUUGACAUGGACUACAAAAUUCUCGAAACCAAAUUCAACAACCAGGAGUUCCGGCUGCUCAGCUGGGGCAAGGCGGACACUCUCGAAUGCAUCUCGGGCCUUUUCGAGAACGAGAAGAAGCUCUCGUCGAGGUUCGGCUUACGCCUCGUUCAGGACAGGCCCGGCGCGCUCGUGCCCGCGCUACCCCUGUUGCCGGGGACUGCCGCCAAGGCGGGGUUGGUGACGGGCGUCGGGAGGCCGCAUGGCCGACGAUCCUGGCGGCUCUUCUCCUCGCGGGGCGCGAAACCCGUGAAUCAGGCGGGGAAAAUGCGGAGCUUCCGAGACACGGCCAUCUGGGUUAUCUCGGACCGCGACAAGUUUGUGGAGCUGGUGCAGAACCUGACCGACUUCAACAAUGACCUGGAUGCGAUGACGCGCCCGCUGAGAGACGUGGCUGUUAGACAGCGCGUCUACGUGGAGCAAGAGGUCGAAAUCAUUCAGGACGUGCAGGUGCUUGAGGAAAUGGCUGUGGCGUCGGAACACGACAGCGACGUCAUCUCCGACGUGGUCAGCGUGCGGCUGGCCUCGAUACGGUCCGGCACCAUCAACACGGGGACCGACAGUCACAAUACUACCUCGUACAGGACGGCCCUUGCGGAGAUUCCGGCAACCAUUGAUGAGGUGCCCGAGGAACCCGAGUUUCCGGCGCGGCCGGAUGGCAAACCAUUGUUGGAGUCGUACAAAUUGGUUUGCACGGGCGACUACGACUCGGGCAUCAUCCGCCUGCUGAUCCGAUUUGCUCGAGGCGCGCUGCCCGAGGUGUACAUGCCCGUAGUCUUUGAGAACUGGGUUGCCGACCUCAAUAUCGACGGCAUGGACACAACUUUGGAACUCUGGCAUACGGCUGGCCAGGAAACAUACGAACUUUUGCGGCCGCUGACGUAUCCCGACACGCACGUCGUCAUGAUUUGCUUCCGCGCCAAUAACCCAACGCGCACGACAAGGGCCAACAUCGUCAAGAGGUGGGGUUCAGAGGUACGAAAGUACUGUCCGAGGGCGCCCAUCAUCCUUGUGGGUUUGAAUACGCCCAAGAAGAAUGAAUCCGACGAUGAUGGUGCCGCCGAAGGUGAGCUGGGAAAUUCAGACGAUGAGGAAGAUCCAUUUGAGCCUCUAUCCAUAACGCAGGACCUCGGGGCGCCGAGGUACUUUUUCUGCGAUCCGGCAACGGGGUUUGGAGUUUCGGAACUGUUUGACUACGCGACUCGUGCCGCUAUAGCCUUUGCCGAUGCAGAGGGCCUGAAACCACAAAUUCAGAGCGGUGUCGUGGAGAGAUUACGUCGUCGCUUAGUGGGAUCGUCGACUUCGAGCAUCCGUUCAACGACUUCAUGA